UGUAGCAUUUAUAAUUACGAGUGCAGGUAAACCGGUAUAGGUCCCGUCAUCAUCUGAGAUCCAGUUUCAUUGAUUGAAUAGAGUGAAUUAUUUCGCUUUACUUAAUGAUUUAUAUUUAAAUAUUUAUCAUCAAACAUGUCUUUAAAAAAUGAAUCUAUUAUAUCUUUAUUCUCUGAAUAUUUACUUCGUGAACAUCGAAGUGAUAUCUAUCGAAUAUCCCUACUGAACUCAGAACCUCAUCAAUCUAUUAUUGUUCAUUUCAAUAAUCUCUGUGAAUUUAAUAGUAUCUUUUCAGAACUUUUGCUAUCUAAACCUAAUGAAACACUCAGUCUACUGAAUCAAAGUGUUUGUCAAGUUUUACAAUCCAAUCAGCUGGAAGAGAUCAAUAAAAGUCAAUGUGAACAAUCAUCUUUGAACAAAUCAAAAGUACACAUCCGUUUAACAGCACUACCGAUUAUACCAGAAGUGUAUAAAAAUCAUAUACCAACAUCAAAUGAUAUCGGAAAAUUUAUCGCGUUAAGAGCUAUUGUCAGUCGUGUUGGUCCUAUCCAAAUUAUUGAAGGUGAAGCAAAGUAUCUAUGUCAACAAUGUGGACACAUGUUCACUGUAUUAGCUAAUUAUGAAAAUCAAUAUACUAUUAAACCACCACGUUUUUGUCCUAAACGUCAAACCACAUCACAACCAUGUUCCAGUAUGAAUUUAAAACGUUUAUCAAUAGGAUCACAGUUUUCGGCUAAAAAUUAUCAAGAAAUUAGAGUACAUGAACAAUUCGGUUGUCUGACAGUUGGUGUUAUGCGUAAAUCGAUUUGUGUUUCUAUUGAAGAUGAUUUACUAGAGUGUGUAAAACCUGGUGAUGAAGUUGUUGUCAAUGGAAUUGUAACACGACGAUGGCGAUCGAUGAGAGAAGGAGCGCCCUGUGAAAUAUCCACCUACUUGAAAGCAAAUUAUAUUGAAAAUUUAACUGAAAUUAAAGCAGGCGGUGGACCAAGUCAAAUCUCUUAUGAAAGAGUAUUAGAAUUUGAAGCAUACUGGAAUAAGCAUAAAAGUUUUUGUUCAGCUUUAGAAGCUAGAAAUUUACUUCUACGUAGUAUAUGCCCAGAAGUAUAUGGAAUGUAUCUUAUUAAAUUAUCGUUGGCGUUAAUGCUUGCUAGUGCACCUGAAUGGCAUUCAACAUCCGGUGAAUCUUCAACAGGAGUUGAUGAACUCUCCAUACGUAUUCGAGGAAAUCCUCAUAUUCUACUUAUUGGUGAUCCUGGCACAGCGAAAUCAGUCCUCCUACGUGGUUGUACAGCUCUUUGUGAAAGAGCCGUAUUAACAGCUGCAACAGGAACUACUGCAGCUGGUUUAACUGCUACAGCUGUACGUGAUUCUAGCGGUUGGACAUUAGAUGCUGGUGCUCUUGUUUUAGCUGAUGGUGGCUUGUGUGCUAUAGACGAGUUUACUGCAUUGCAUGGAGCACAUCGUGCUGCAGUACACGAAGCAAUGGAACAACAGACGAUUAGUUUAGCUAAAGCUGGUCUCAUGGCUAGACUUAAUUGUCGGUGUUCUGUUUUAGCAGCUGCCAACCCAACUCCAAGUUCUGUUGCUAGUGGAAGUGAAGAUUUCGGACUACCAACUCCAUUGUUAAGUCGCUUCGAUUUGAUAUGGCGAUUAGUUGACCCGAUUGAUUCAGUUGAAUGGGAUCGUCGAAUUGCUAAUUUUGUUUUGGAUUUAGAUCAACCGAGAAACUCGACAAUGAAUAAUGGGAAAAAUAAGGCUUUAACUGUUGCUAUUGGAUACAUUGAAAGAAAAACAAAACCGAGAUUUAUUGUAUUGAACAUUGUAUACAAACAUCAUAAAUGA
Trichobilharzia szidati is the source of this 1842-nucleotide messenger RNA. NCBI's taxonomy places the organism in Eukaryota, Metazoa, Platyhelminthes, Trematoda, Strigeidida, Schistosomatidae. The record is from the annotation of a GenBank genome assembly.